This is a messenger RNA of Spirometra erinaceieuropaei, 1050 nucleotides long. Lineage: Eukaryota; Metazoa; Platyhelminthes; Cestoda; Diphyllobothriidea; Diphyllobothriidae. The record is from the annotation of a GenBank genome assembly.
AUGAAGUCCUCCCUGAAACGCCUGCAAAUCAACCACACCAUCUGGGAGGAGCACGCACUCGAUCGACCGACAUGGAGGAGGACAGUGAAGACGGGCGCUGCGAUCUACGAAGCCAACCGCAUCGCUGCCGCCAAAGCGAACCGCGAAGCCCGCAAAUCACAACUUCGCCCAGUACGCAACGCCGCCGCACAACCGCUUCCAACGUGUCCUUGAUGUCAACGGACAUUCCGGGCUCAAAUCGGACUUGUUGAACACCUUCAAAUCAACUGCGCCUCUCGAACUGCACCAACCAUCGUCCCCCCGUCCGCCUCUUCCUCCCCUCCGCCGCCAACUAACUCUGACAAUUCUUCUGAACCACCACUUCCAUCCUCCUCGUCCUCCUCCACCACCACCACCACUGCCCCAACGGCGGCCGCUUCGACGGCCGUCUCGUACAUCGCUAACCGCGACACAACAACAGAAUCCAUCCCUACCUAUCCCGACUGCAGCGAUGAGGAUCAGGACAACACCUGCCCUCACGGCGACCACACCUUCACCUCACACAUCGGCCUGGUCGGUCACUUGCGAAUCCAUCGCACAGAGACUGGCGAGCCAGUGCCUGGAGCACCAACCUACACACACCGCACUCGCCUCCACUGCCCACACUGCCCUCGCAUCACGCAUCGCAUGGGUCUAUUCGGCCACAUGCGCAUUCACGAGAGCGGAGUUGACCACAAUUCUGACACACCCACCAGGCCCAGCAUAACCCUCGCUCCAUCGCCACACGCGCCCAUCACCACCACCACCACGACCACCACCAUCACCACCGCUUCCUCUACAGCUGACACCGACAUCGUCGACCUCUCAUGCCCACACUGCCCACGCACGUUCACCUCACGCAUCGGCCUGGUCGGCCACUUGCGAAUCCAUCGCACAGAGACUGGGGAACCAGCGCUUGAAGCACCAACCUGCACUCACCAAUCUCGUCUCAGCUGCCCACACUGUCCUCGCACUUUCAGGCAUCGCAUGGGCCUAUUCGGACACAUGCGCAUCCACGAUGACCCGCGGUAG